Molecule: messenger RNA, 525 nt
Organism: Schistocerca serialis cubense
Lineage: Eukaryota; Metazoa; Arthropoda; Insecta; Orthoptera; Acrididae
Product: alpha-1B adrenergic receptor-like
Exons: 2
Coding region: 1-525 (174 amino acids)
Biological process (GO): adenylate cyclase-activating adrenergic receptor signaling pathway; positive regulation of cytosolic calcium ion concentration; phospholipase C-activating G protein-coupled receptor signaling pathway
Cellular component (GO): membrane
Molecular function (GO): alpha1-adrenergic receptor activity; melanocortin receptor activity
Source: RefSeq, a predicted model, not a curated record
AUGGACAUGGAGAGAGUAUCAGAGUCAUUCCCUAUCUCCUUAAAGGUAACAGUAGUGUGGGUAGUUGGCACCUUGUAUGGGGUGCAGAGCAGUGCCUCGUCUACCGUCGAUGACUCCGUGUUGCAGGAGGGCGGCGAGUCGUGGCAGGAGGCUGGCCGCCGCCUCACGCUGUACGGACGCGCCGCCAAGUUCCGGCGACAGAAGAAGGCCGCCAAGACGCUCGGCAUCGUCGUGGGCGGCUUCCUGCUCUGCUGGUUCCCCUUCUUCCUCAUCCUGCCCAUCGACGCGUCGUGCUCGUCGUGCGACCUGUCCGGCGCGCCGUUCACGUUCGCCUUCUGGUUGGGCUACUUCAACAGCUGCAUCAACCCGUUCAUCUACGCGUGCUCGUCGCGCGAGCUGCGGCGCGCCUUCCGCGCCACCCUCUGCUGCGCCUGCCGCGGGAGGCGGGCCGCCGCCGCCGGUGGCGCCACUGGCACUGGUGGCGCCUCCAGAAACCAUGACGAUAAGCUGCGGCGUUCCCCGUGA